UGUAAGAUCAAGAUCAAGAUCAAUACGUGUGGAAUCACAUGGAGAAGCGGACUGGUGCUAGUGCAGGAAAUUUAUUAAGUUGGUUUCCAAAUCUUUCAGUGGUAGAAUGGAUCAUUGGGAUGAAAGGAAGAUGAAGAUGAAAAGAAUGUUCGACAUGAUGAACACGGAGUUAGAGGAAAGGAAGAAAUUGAAAGCAAUACAUGUCGCUGGCAAGAAAGAAGGCAUUCCAGAAUCAAAUAAGGUUUCUCUGAUCAAUGGAGAGGUCCAUCAGGCUAGGACCUUACAGGGCAAGAGACGGUUGAGUCCAGAAGAAUAUGCAGAAGUUAAGAGAAGGAAAAAAGAAAAUGAUCUCCUAAGAAAAGAAUGGCCAAGGAUUUUUCUCAAUGAGCAAGGGAAGACAAGUAGCUUGAGUCUUGGAAGUGACUGCGUGCCUCUUUUCAUGGGUGAUGUUCAGAGCCUUCUGUUAUUUUCUCUCCUUGGCAAGAAAUCUCCACUCGUGCCCAGGUGGGUAACUUUUAAGAAUGCAACAAAAGUCUCCAAUGUGAUAAUGGUCCACAUUGAAGGAGUGGGAGUGGAUGACAUCAAGCAGAACAUACAUUCACUCUCAGAAGAAAACACAACUGGAAAUGGUGAAAAUGAAGCUAAGGAUUAUCAGGAAGGAAAUUCUGCCAUGUGUGAGAGACCAGAUGUUGCCAAACAGAUGAGAGUGGAUGCAGGAAACACAGACAAGGAUGUUAGCAGUAGUGGUUAUUUGCCUGGUUGGCUCAAGAGCACUCUGCCAAGAAUAAGUCACCACAUGAAUCAUGGUUUAGAAAUUGUAGCACCUUCUAUUCAUGAUAUAUGUCCAUUUGAGGAACUGCUUGAGAUGAAAACUGAGAAACUCACAAAGAAAGUAAUUGAAGAGGAUAUAAAGAACUAUGAUAUAAAUAAACUGAAGAUGAACAAAAUCAAACCUACUGAAUCAUUUUUCAAGUUUCUGUCCAAAAUCUCUCCAAACCCUGGUGAUGAACUUCAUCCUGAUGACAAAUACAGCAGACUUAAUCUCCUGUUGAGGGCUGAAGACUUGGCCAGAAACAAGUACCCACUCCCUCUGCCUGGCUACAGGGGAGGUUCCAACAAAGAUUAUGUCUUCACUUCAGAUAAUUACAAAGAGGUUACAUCUCGUUCUCCAAUGUUUGGCGUGGAUUGUGAGAUGUGUUUCACUUCAAUCCAGAAAUUGGAGCUCACCAGUAUCUCAGUAGUCAAUGAGAAACUGGAGCCAAUCUACCACACUUUGGUGUUGCCUUACAAUCCAGUGGUUAACUACCUGACAAGGUUCUCAGGUAUCACACCAGAUAUGUUGCACAAGGUCACCAAGAGGUUGGAAGAUGUGCAACAGGACAUACGGAAACUGCUGCCUCCUGAUGCUAUCCUAGUGGGCCAUGCUUUGUGUUCAGAUCUCUAUGCCAUGAAGAUGAUGCACCCAUAUGUGAUUGACUCUUCCUUGGCUUACAACUUGACUGGUCUGCGCAGAAAGCAUACCUCCCUCAGGUUACUGAGUAAAAAGUUUUUGGGUAUGGAUAUCCAGACUAGAGGAACAGGAGGGCAUGACCCUACAGAGGAUGCAAUAGCUUCACUCAUGCUCAUCCAGUUGAAGCUGAAGCAAGAUGAAACGUUUGGCAAUUUGCUAAUGGGAUGGGAGCCUCCUAGUGCUUCAUAUUAUGAUUGGAAGAAUUGCCAACCAAACACACAGAGCCACCGGAAGCAGGAACCAGAAAAGGAUUCCAAGCAAGACACAAGGAAGCAGGAGCUUGAGGACAAUAGCAAAAUAUCAACUGAAGAAGCCAUUGGGCCAUUCAAGAGAAGUGACAAGUAUAUAUUCCAGAGAAUGGAGUCUUGCAAUGUUGCCAUCAUCACCACAACUCAGUGCUUCAAAAAUUACCUGGCUGUGUUGGCUUCCCUCAGCAAGAUGCCCACAAUGGAGGUUCUCUCAGGGAACAAGCAGGUUUCUCAGCAAGCAAGAGAUUUUGUGGAAAACUGUAACCUAACUUAUGUUCACUUGGAGAUGGGCAAAAAGCUGAGCCAGUGUCCUAAUGAGGCUACCCGUCGCCGACAGCUUAGCAAGCUAGACAAGAGACUGCGCAGGAUACACCAGGCUGCUAUCCCUAAGUCUGUUCAUAUUUAUGUCUUCAGUGGGUCAUCUCUGACUGUGCCUCUCAGGCAACGUUCCAAUGGUUUUGUUUUAGUUGGGAUCAAGGAUCUGCCCUUCAAGACAUAAUGAUAUCUUACUUUAGUCAUUUAGUCAUGCAUUAAGCUUUGAGACAGAUCAUCAGGCCUUCACAGGAUGAUGGUUCGUGUCUAAUAGAAGAGGACAUAUUUUGCAUAUUAUACAGAUAUUGAUUGCACAGAAGAACAAAUGCAUAGGGAGGUUUUCAAAUGUUUGAAAAGAAGCAAGAUCAUCCAUUGGUCUUGUACUAAUAUGACAGUACAGAAAUGCAUGGAAUUCCUUAAACUCAUCCAAUUUUGAAUUACUGUCAAAAUUUUUGAUGAUUAUAUAAUGGAAAGCAGGAUUUUUCUCUAUUAUACAUUGUUGGACACUUCUUAUAAAUUAUUUUUAUA
Scylla paramamosain (green mud crab) is the source of this 2598-nucleotide messenger RNA. RefSeq lists its product as uncharacterized. The record is from RefSeq and is a predicted model, not a curated record. Lineage: Eukaryota; Metazoa; Arthropoda; Malacostraca; Decapoda; Portunidae. The coding region runs from base 107 to 2257 and encodes 716 amino acids. Gene Ontology annotation, cellular component: nucleus. Gene Ontology annotation, molecular function: exonuclease activity; nucleic acid binding. The transcript has 12 exons.